Exophiala bonariae is the source of this 450-nucleotide messenger RNA. RefSeq lists its product as uncharacterized. The record is from RefSeq and is a predicted model, not a curated record. NCBI's taxonomy places the organism in Eukaryota, Fungi, Ascomycota, Eurotiomycetes, Chaetothyriales, Herpotrichiellaceae. The transcript is spliced from 2 exons. Bases 1 to 450 code for a protein of 149 amino acids.
AUGCCUUUCAAAUGGGAUGCCAUGGCUGAGCGAAACCUCCUUCUCCAUGUCAUCGGUGAGAUGAAUGGUCCAGGCGCAGCGAUCUGGGAGGGAGUCGCUGCCAAGCUUGGCGGAGGCCUCAAUGGCAAUGCCUGCAGCCAGAAAUUCUACAAGUUGAAGAAAGAAUCAGAGAAGCUUCUCAGUGGUGAUGGUGCCGACACCCCUGCUCCAGCUAAACCCGCUGCUACGCCACGCAAACCUCGUGCACCCAAACUCAAUGAAGAUGGUACUCCAGUUAAGGCAACCUCCCGCUCUCGAAAGAAGAAAGCAGCUCCAAACGAUGACGGCGCUUCUGAAUCUCUUUCAAAGAAGGUCAAAGUCGAGGGUCAAGAGACCGAUGGAGACGAUGCUGAUGCUGCAACUGAGGCAAAUGGUGCUUCUACUGGCGAUGUCAAGACCGAAGACGGCUAG